Molecule: messenger RNA, 1122 nt
Organism: Cyanidioschyzon merolae strain 10D
Lineage: Eukaryota; Rhodophyta; Bangiophyceae; Cyanidiales; Cyanidiaceae
Product: similar to glutamine cyclotransferase
Exons: 1
Coding region: 1-1122 (373 amino acids)
Molecular function (GO): glutaminyl-peptide cyclotransferase activity; protein binding
Source: RefSeq, a predicted model, not a curated record
AUGCUUAGUGACUGCAGCGCUUUUGUGGUCGUUCCAAGGUUCUGCUACCGGUUGCACGUGGGCGCGUCGCCGCCCGGAGCGUUGCAGUCGUCACGACGGCGAGUGGCUAGGUUACGGGAGCGCUCUGCUGGCACGCUUCCCUGGGCACGUGCAACAUUCUGCAAGGCUGGGUGUCGUAUUGGCAGCAGCAGUUGCAGCGUGUUGCUUCGCUGGAAGUCGUGCUUUCUUGCCGGUGAGGAGCGUUCGCACCUCCGCCAGCUCGGAAGCUUGGUACAACAACCGGGCGCUCUCCGUCAGCACGUAAGUAUGAGCUUGUUCUCAACGCCUGCUCAAGUCAGUUCUUAUGAAAUAAUUGAGUCAUAUCCACACGACCCGAGUGCGUUCACGCAAGGCCUCGUCUACGCUGAGGCGCCGAUUCAUUCCCCAGACGAGGCCGAGUGGACGAUGUUGCAAACCUCGACUGAGGUCUUUUACGAGUCCACCGGUCUUGUGGGGGAAUCUUCACUGCGCUGCGUUCACAAGUUAUCAGGGAAAGUCCUAAAAUGUGUGCAGGUCCCGGCACCGCAUUUCGCUGAGGGCCUCGCGCUCGUUCCACGACCCACUCGGAUGCUGUUCCAGCUCACGUGGCUGACCCGCACAGCCUUCCUCUACGACGGUGUAUCGCUGAAACAGGUGCGGGAAAUACCGUACGAUCUCGAAGGCUGGGGAGCAACCUAUGAUUCCAAUCGCCAUUGCAUCUACACGAGUAAUGGAACCGACCGAAUCCAUAUCGUGGACGCAGACACCUUCGAGAUCCUGGACCAAGUUCGGGUCCGUUCGAGUCCGUACAAGUUCUCGCGCUCUUGCCCGACAUUGUGGUACCUGAACGAUCUCGAAAUGAUUCCCGAUACUGACGAGCUCUGGUGCAACGUUUUCUUCAGUGACUAUGUUGCGGUUGUGGAUCCAGCGUCAUGGGAACUGAAACGAUGGAUUGACCUGCGCGGUUUACUCUUACCCGAGCAUUGCCUGCCUUGCCAUGAAGUGGAUGUCUUGAAUGGACUGGCCUGGGACAGAAAUCGGCAACUGAUGUACGUGACCGGGAAACGCUGGCCGCGAAUGUAUGCCAUUCGAGAACGCCCAUAG